Molecule: messenger RNA, 1401 nt
Organism: Adineta ricciae
Lineage: Eukaryota; Metazoa; Rotifera; Eurotatoria; Adinetida; Adinetidae
Source: the annotation of a GenBank genome assembly
AUGUGUCCACAUGCAAUUGCCUACGAUAUUGCCACACAACUAGCUGACAAUUGGCAUAAUGGCGAUGGAGCAACUGGUUUAUGGUCAGACGGUGGACCUGCUAUAUGGUGGCCAAGUGGAGUCGGCCUAUGGACAUUGGCGGAAUUUUUCCACGCUAUGAGUGGUAGAGCCACGGAUAAACUCUAUCUGGCCACACGAUGGGCCGCAAUCGAAACAGCGAAAAAACAAAAUAAUUAUAUUCAUACUAAAUUCACGGAUGAUCAAGCUUGGUGGGCGAAUGGUGCACUGCGUCUUGAGCAAUAUGUUCGAUCGAUUGGAGACUCGACAGAAGAGUUACUAAAUGCUGCACAAGCUGUGAUUAAUGAUAAUAUAGCUCACGAAACGGAACAAUGUGGUGGCGGAAUCUUUUGGUAUUAUGGAAAACCACCUCCGUCUGUAACUGAUAAAACGACGAUCUCGAACGUCCUAACAAUCUAUACAAUGGCAACGAUGUAUUCCUUCACACAUGAUCCAAAUUUACUUCAAGGAGGUCCACAUGGUGGUGCAAUUGAUAUCUAUAACUGGUUAGUUUCGACGGAUUUACUCAAUCCACAAACAGGUUACCAACGAGAUACUCUCGACACGGCCGACGGAAAAUGUCAAUUGCGCGGUGGUUCUUUAACUUAUGAAUACGGUGUGCUCGUACAAGCACUCAUAGCACUUGCUAAUGCAACAGGCAAUCAGGAAUAUAUUGCUCAUGCAAUGACUUAUAUUCGCAAUGGUAUUCAUCAGUUUACACGAAAUAAUAUCGUUUUUGAGAGUUGCGAUGAUACGAAUACAUGUUCAGGUGACCAAAUUGCUUUCCGGGGAAUAUUCUAUCUUGGUCUUGCACGUCUGUACGAAUAUACGCGUGACAACACAAUUGCUCAAGUUAUCGAAGCGUCCUAUUUAGCUAUGCUCUCGCGCAAAGUCGGUAGUCGUUAUCCAUUGUCUUUAAUCAAUAAUAAUAACAAUUUUACUGGUAAUGAUCUAAUCGUUGUCACUAUCGGUGAUCUUAAUCUUGCAUCAGCAAUGAUCAAAGUAUACAAGUAUAAGUAUGCACCACCUGUAGUACCAAAUAUCGAUGCAGCAGUGAAUGGAUUAUUACCAUUCAAUAUCACUCAUCAAGGACUAACCGGAUGUGUAUGCGAUGAUUUCGGUUGUCCAACGGGUCAUUAUAUGCAAUGCUUUGUCGAUUCAGGACACAAGGAUUCUACCGGUGGUCAACAUUGGAAUGAGAAGGCAUCGAAACUUUUUUGUCUAUACAAAAUUCACAGGUGUCAUUCUAAAGGUGCUGGCCAUAGUGACUGGUUAAAAACAAGUCUAUGGUAUGUUGGUGACGAAUGGAAUGAUAAAGUCGAUUCGAUCAAUAUCGAUUACUGA